Dovyalis caffra is the source of this 969-nucleotide messenger RNA. Lineage: Eukaryota; Viridiplantae; Streptophyta; Magnoliopsida; Malpighiales; Salicaceae. The record is from the annotation of a GenBank genome assembly.
AUGGACGAAGUCAUGACAGCUGCUGAUGCAUCGUCCAGAUAUCGAUCAGUAACUUCUCCACCGACUAUUCUUCCCUCCAACAUUCCUCUCCUUUCCGCUUUCCUUGCUUUCUCUCUCGCUCAAUUCCUUAAGCUUUUCACCACCUGGUUCAAGGAGAAGAGAUGGGAUACUAGAAGGAUGCUUGGGUCAGGUGGAAUGCCCUCAUCCCAUUCAGCAACUGUGACAGCUCUUGCAACUGCUAUUGGUCUGCAAGAAGGAACUGGAGCGCCAACAUUUGCAGUUGCAUUGGUUUUGGCAUGCGUUGUUAUGUAUGAUGCAACUGGUGUUAGACUUCAUGCUGGUCGCCAAGCUGAGUUACUAAAUCAAAUCGUCUGCGAGCUACCUCCUGAACACCCUGUCUCCAACAUUAGACCGCUACGAGAUUCACUUGGUCACACCCCACUUCAGGUUGUUGCAGGUGCACUUUUGGGGUGUGUUUUAGCAUUCCUCUUGAGAAUGCAUGAUAGUCGAUGUUUGUGGGUGGAGUGUAAAGUUCAGCAUGCUAUGUGCUUGUCUGAUAGAAUAGGCGGGAGUGUGGAGUUGACAAUGCUUCUGGUUAAAUUGCAUAGAAAUAGAAGUCUUGGUGCUUUCCUUAGCGGCUGUGUAGUUCUUCUGGGUGCUGUUAAACUCUCAACUAGCUGCUUGUGGGGUCUGCCGGAUAAUUUUGGGAGGAGAAUAUUUGAUAUAGGUGACUUUUGUCAAGUGGCUGCCGUAGUGUGGAAUAGAAAAAUUGAUGGUUGGCCCAUGUCUAGAAUUUGGCUAGAGUUCAAGCUUCUCAAAGACCCAAUCAAGAAGCUCAAUUCAACCCACUAUGAUGAUAUUACUGCAAAAGUGGAAAAUGCCCGGAAUGCUCUUGAUAAAGCUCAGUCCGAUAGUCCUACCGUUGAAAAUAUGAUGCAAGAAAAGCGUCUAUCUGAAACUUUAACAUGA